Molecule: messenger RNA, 754 nt
Organism: Aplysia californica (California sea hare)
Lineage: Eukaryota; Metazoa; Mollusca; Gastropoda; Aplysiida; Aplysiidae
Exons: 6
Coding region: 178-705 (175 amino acids)
Source: RefSeq, a predicted model, not a curated record
GGUCGAUCGCUUUUAAGGACAAGAGGACUUGCCCAGAUUUCGGGGGUUUCCACCUAGCCGCUACGCCGAGUCUCAGACAAUUGUGCAAAUGCCCUGUGUGUCUCACCACCAACACAACGAGAACUAUAACAGGAAGAUAAGCGCUGUCCACACUGGCCCUGGCAUCAGAUUCCCACCAUGUUCGUCACUGUCAGGUACGGAGAAGAGCAGGAGCAGAUCUUCAACCCAGACUGUCGCAAUGACGUCCUGCUUGACUUCAUCAAACGUCACUGCCAGUGCGGCGGGGAAGACGUGGUGGAGCUGUCUGACGAGCGGGGCGUGGUGAAGAACCUCCGGAGUUUCCCUCAGGAGUACGCCAAGGAAUACCUCCGGGACAGAGAGACGCUCAUCCUGCUGCGGGUGGACAAUUUCCCCAUGUCCGAAGAGAACGGGUCUUCGUCCAACAAAGCUGUGUACACACCUCUGCUGUCUAGUCUGAUGAGUAACCCGGACUUCAUUGACAUCCUGAACCCACCCAAAGAUGACGACACACUGUCAGAAAUCUCCUCCAAAUCCUCGCGCCGACGAUCCUCCACGUUUGAGAUCGACGACUUCCGGUCCACGAGGAGCAAGGGCAAGGUCAGCUCCACACACUCGGGGAAAAAGCCGGGCUCCAGGCGAGGGCAGAGGGCGCCUCUACGGAAAAGUGCCAAUACCUCAUCAUAACUUCACCAAUCAAGCGAUAAACAAUAAUAAAUGGGAUGUGGAAAUUUGC